Capsella rubella is the source of this 3774-nucleotide messenger RNA. RefSeq lists its product as uncharacterized. The coding region runs from base 556 to 3639 and encodes 1027 amino acids. Gene Ontology annotation, molecular function: glycosyltransferase activity. Lineage: Eukaryota; Viridiplantae; Streptophyta; Magnoliopsida; Brassicales; Brassicaceae. The record is from RefSeq and is a predicted model, not a curated record. The transcript has 14 exons.
AAAAAAAAAAGAGAAAAGAGUGAGAAAAUUAGAAAGACAGAGAAGCAAAGAUUCUUGCUCCCUUCGAAUCCGCAGCUUCCAAGCUCUAAUCCGAUAUGUAUGUGAAUUUCGCUUCUCUGAUAUUUCUCGAUCGAGAGUGAAGAAGAGUCUCCUUACUUUUUUCUUUUCUUAAAUUCUGCCAUUGACGCUACAACAUAGAGCUUCUUCUCUCUCUCUCUUAAUCUCUCUCUCCAUUUUUUUAGCUUUUACUGAGCUUACAAGAAUCUACGCAUCUGUGUACUGCUGUGCUGAUGCUCUCUGUACUGAAUUAGAGAAUAUCACCACCACACGCACUUCGAGUUGCUUCUCUCUCUCUCUUGAGUCGCUUUUUGAUUCAGAUUUCUGGAAUUUUCUGUCGGAUGCGUUUUGAGAUUCGUCGAAUCUAAUCGAACUGGUUUAUAUAGAUUGGAAGUUUAGGUGGGGAUUUGAUUUUCGUAGCUUGUGGUAGGUAACAUUUUCUUGUUUGAGAUUCCGUAAUCUCGCCGGAGUUGCAUGUAAGAAGUCUAGUAUUCAAAAAUGGGUUCUCUGGAAUCUGGGAUUCCGGCGAAGAGAGAUAACGGCGGCGGGAGAGGCGGACGACAACAACUUCUACAGCACCAGUUCUCGCAGAGAAACAGAUCGAGGCUCUCCAGAUUCAUUCUAUUGAAGAGACUCAAUUAUCUCCAAUUGGUUUCUUCAAUUUGUAUCUUCUUCUUCUUCGCUGUGCUGUUCCAGAUGUUUUUACCUGGUCUCGUCAUUGAUAAAUCUGAUAAACCAUGGAUUAGGAUUAUUAAGGACAAUUUGCCUCCUGAUUUGGCUGUGUUUAGGGAUAAAGGUUUUUUUGAUUUCGGUAAUGAAGUUAGAAUUGAGCCCACCAAGCUUCUGAUGAAAUUCCAGAGAGAAGCUAAUGCUUUGAAUUUCACUUCAUCUUCUCUCAAUACGACUCUGCAGCGUUUUAAUUUCAGAAAGCCGAAGCUAGCUCUGGUUUUUGGCGAUUUGUUAGCUGAUCCAGAGCAGGUGUUGAUGGUAUCUCUCUCCAGGGUACUGCUAGAGAUUGGAUAUUCAAUUGAGGUUUACUCGCUUAAAGACGGUCCAGUGAAUGGUAUUUGGCAGACGAUGGGAGUUCCAGUCACAAUACUCGAGACUAACCAUGAAUCAAGUUGUGUUAUCGAUUGGCUGUCCUAUGAUGGUGUAAUUGUAAACUCUCUCCAAGCUAGGAGUGCAUUUACUUGCUUCCUGCAAGAACCUUUCAAAUCUUUGCCUCUUGUGUGGGUAAUCAAUGAAGAAACUCUCGCUGUUCGGUCCAGACAGUACAACGCAACAGGUCAGACUGAACUCCUCACGGAUUGGAAAAAGAUUUUCAGCCGGGCUUCGGUUGUAGUGUUCCAUAAUUAUCUCCUUCCGAUUCUCUACUCCGAGUUUGAUGCUGGCAACUUUUAUGUUAUUCCCGGAUCACCUGAAGAAGUAUGGGAACCAAAUAAUCUGGAGUUUCCACAGAAAGAUGAUGUGGUCAUUUCCAUUGUGGGAAGCCAGUUCUUGUACAAGGGUCAAUGGUUGGAACAUGCCCUGCUUCUGCAAGCUCUACGGCCUUUAUUUCCAGGCUAUUACGAUGAAAGUUAUGAUCCUCAUCUGAAGAUCAUAGUUUUAGGUGGAGAAUCAGCUUCCAACUACAGUGCAGCUAUUGAGACAAUUUCCCAGAACUUGACAUAUCCAAGAGAUACUGUGAAGCAUGUAAGCAUUCCGGGGAAUGUUGAUAAGAUACUUGAAAGUUCUGAUCUUGUUAUAUACGGAUCAUUUCUUGAGGAGCAGUCUUUUCCAGAAAUUUUGAUGAAGGCCAUGUCCUUGGGAAAGCCUGUAGUUGCACCAGACCUUUUCAACAUUAAAAAACAUGUUGAUGACAGGGUUACCGGGUAUCUUUUCCCCAAGCAAGAUCUUAAGGUUCUAUCACAGAUUGUGCUUGAAGUGAUAACAGAAGGGAAAAUAUCUCCAUUGGCUCAGAAGAUUGCCUCGAUGGGAAAAACAACUGUUAAAAAUAUGAUGGCUCGGGAAUCAAUAGAAAGUUAUGCGGCUCUACUAGAGAAUGUUCUCAAGUUUUCUUCAGAAGUUGCUUCUCCUAAGGAUGUACAAAAGGCUCCUCUAGAACUGAGAGAAGAGUGGAAUUGGCAUCCAUUUGAAGCUUUUCUGGAUACAUCGCCUAAUAAUAGAACAAUAAGAAGUUAUGAGUUUUUAGCUAAGGUUGAGGGGCAUUGGAACCAUACCCCAGGAGAAGCUAUGAAAUUUGGAGUUGUCAAUGAUGAUUCGUUUGUGUAUGAAAUUUGGGAAGGUGAGAGAUAUCUUCUAAUGAUGAAUAGUAAAAAAAGGCGAGAAGAUGAGGAGCUGAAAAGCAGAGCCUUACAGUAUCGUGGGACAUGGGAGGACGUAUAUAAAAGUGCCAAGAGGGCAGACCGAAGUAAGAAUGAGUUGCAUGAAAGGGAUGAAGGGGAGCUGCUAAGAACCGGUCAACUUUUAUGCAUAUAUGAACCAUAUUUUGGUGAAGGAACCUGGCCGUUUCUACAUCAAUAUCCCCUCUAUCGUGGGGUUGGCUUGUCAGUUAAAGGACGGAGACCUAGGAUGGAUGAUGUCGAUGCAUCAUCACGUCUUCAGCUUUUAAACAAUCCAUACUAUCGCGAUGCUCUUGGUGACUUUGGAGCAUUUUUUGCAAUUUCAAACAAGAUUGAUCGUUUACACAAGAAUUCGUGGAUUGGGUUUCAAUCCUGGAGAGCGACUGCCAGGAAGGAAUCUUUAUCCAAGAUUGCUGAGGAUGCAUUACUUAAUGCUAUACAAACACGGAAACACGGCGAUGCCCUAUAUUUUUGGGUUCGCAUGGACAAAGAUCCGAGAAAUCCUCUGCAGAAACCCUUUUGGUCGUUUUGUGAUGCCAUAAAUGCUGGGAACUGCAGGUUUGCUUACAACGAAACUCUGAAGAAAAUGUACAGUAUCAAGAACUUGAGCUCACUGCCACCAAUGCCCGAGGAUGGAGAUACAUGGUCUGUGAUGCAGAGCUGGGCCCUGCCAACAAGAUCCUUCUUAGAGUUUGUCAUGUUCUCAAGGAUGUUUGUGGAUUCACUGGAUGCACAGAUAUAUGAAGAGCAUCAUCGAACAAACCGUUGCUAUCUGAGUUUAACCAAAGACAAGCAUUGCUAUUCGCGGGUACUAGAGCUUCUGGUGAACGUAUGGGCUUACCACAGCGCAAGGCGCAUUAUCUACGUAGAUCCUAAGACUGGUUUGAUGCAGGAGCAACACAAACAGAAGAACCGGCUAGGAAAAAUGUGGGUGAAGUGGUUUGAUUACACAAUUCUGAAAACAAUGGACGAAGAUCUUGCUGAAGAAGCGGACUCAGACAGGCGUGUGGGUCACUGGCUAUGGCCAUGGACUGGUGAGAUCGUGUGGCGUGGUACAUUAGAGAGAGAGAAGCAUAAGAAGAAUUUAGAGAAAGAGGAGAAGAAGAAGAAAAGUCGAGAUAAGCUGACUAGAAUGAGAAGUCGAAAUGGUCGCCAGAAAGUGAUCGGAAAAUAUGUAAAACCGCCUCCGGAGAACGAGACUGUAACCGGAAACUCCACUUUGCUAACCGUAGACGCAUAAAAAACAAAUUACAUUUGUGCUUUUGUUUCUUUUCAUAUAUAUUUUUUUUGGUUAGGUCGUAAAAUUUGUUUCAUUCUUUUUUUUUUUUGGAAAGACUACUGUAUAAAAGUUCUCAAGUCUCAAUCAUUCACUCUC